AUGGAGCGGCGCGGUGAGUGGGUCGCUUUGCUGCGCUCCACGUUGCCGCAGUUUACCGAGCGUUCUGCCGCACCGCUGGAACGCAGGCAUGCCGCUGCCGUUCUCGGCCCUGCACCCCGACGCACUCUCGACGAAGCCGCGAGCUCUCUCACUGCUCCAUGCUCUUUGCUGUUGCCAUACAAGUGGCGCGAGGAGGCAACGCAGCAGCUCAUCACCACGCUGCACGGCAUUGUCCCGCCGCCGCAGGUGAAACAAACAGAUUACUUUCUCUGCUCCCUCAUACACCCCUCUUAUGUGCAGGCGGACACGAUGCGCUGUCAGAGUGACUCGGUGCAACGAAGGGCUCAGCAAGAGCUUCGCCGCAGUGUGUGCAUGCCACUGGAGUUGACGAUGACUGGGUGCAAGAGUCUUCGACUUCUGCGUGAGUUGACCCACUACGUGAAACAAGGGGCAGCAGCUGCAGCCGCGUCUGCAAGAACGGCAUCAACCCUUCCAGUUGCGCAGGUAGGUGAAAAAAGCGAGGCGCGGGGUCCGUCAAAGGGGCCAUCGUCAAGGUUAUCUUACCCACUCGAUGCCUCGUGGCCAGAGCUGAACAGCGCUGAUACAACUGCAUUUCUGCAAGCGUUCCGGCAGGCAGGACUGGAGUCCCUUGUGCUUUACGACAGGAGCUUUUUCGCUGCCUCUUCGACCUGCACGGGCGCGGAUGGCGCCGUACCCGGCGAGGUCUCCUUGGCUGCCUUUACCGCACUAUGCGGCAGCAUUGAGCUCGUCUCCGGAUGGUCCAGCUUGUUGCAGUUUGUGGACCGCGUGGCACGUGAGCAGCAUGGCCUUCGAACUCAAUGCGGAUGA
This is a messenger RNA of Leishmania braziliensis MHOM/BR/75/M2904, 849 nucleotides long. RefSeq lists its product as hypothetical. Lineage: Eukaryota; Euglenozoa; Kinetoplastea; Trypanosomatida; Trypanosomatidae. The transcript has a single exon. The record is from RefSeq and is a predicted model, not a curated record. The coding region runs from base 1 to 849 and encodes 282 amino acids.